CCACAUUCUGACCGCGAUAAAGCGCGUGCAAAAAGGCAAACUUUUACAUCUUAGUCUUCACUUUUCAGAAUUCUCCUCCCUCUCUCUACUGCAGCCGAAAGUCAUGGAAGUGUCCGCUUUUCAUACUGCCUUCUUGGCUAUUUUCUGUAUAGUCCCCGUGCUGUCACAAAGAAGCUGCAAAAUCAAUGACUUUGAUGUGCAGAGAAACUUCAGACCCGAGCGGUUUAGUGGGGUGUGGCACCUCGUGGGCUACAACAGAAUGUUAAGUCCAGUGACACGCCUUCCCCCUAGAAUUAAAAGCAUCAGCACCCGUUACGUUAAGUCUCGGUACUACCUUGGAGCGGACGGGAGGGGAUUUAUAAUGAGCAAUGGGCAAGUGACCGUGACUUUGCAAAACGGGUAUCAGUUUACUCGAUGUGAGCGUGUGGAUUUCUCCACGAUUAUGGAAGAGGGUUCAAGACCAGUAAUGGAUCUCAUUCAAGUCACAGGGCGGCGCCGUGGGUCCAUAACCAGGUCGCAUAUCAUGGAGACUGACUACAAUAAUUACGCGGUCAGGUACACCUGUGAAGAGGAACUCAAUAACGGUAGAUGUGCACCAGAUAAGGAUCACCUCUGGGUUCUGCGCAAAGACAAUGCGACCUUUGCACUCACUCCCACUCAGAUCCAAAAUAUCAUGUCGAGACUGUGUAUCUCUGGUUCUUAUGUCCAGUCCCCUAUUGGGGAAGAGUGUCCAGUUCCUACUAUGUCGAUAUAGGCAUUAUAUUUCUGCAGACAUUUAAACACUAUCUACCAAAUUAGUGCUGAAAUUAUUCAUGAACUUUAAAGAUGUUAAUCUGAAUGGAAAUCUUCUCGUAUAUACUUAAUCAUAUAUUCAAUUCACUUCAAUUUGCUAUAUAGGAAAGUGAUAGAAAAAAGGUUCGAUUUAAUAUGUGAGUAGAAUUGGCAAGCGUAUAUUAUCCGUUUUUCUUUUUGUUCGUGUGCUUUUACUACAAAAAAGGCUACUUUUCUGUAAUUUUAAAGAAAAGACAAUAAACAAGCUGAGUUAGAAUAAAUGCGUUUACUUGCCGUGUACUCAGUAUAUGGAUUUCUACAAUAAAAGUAAAAAUAUU
This is a messenger RNA of Saccostrea echinata, 1109 nucleotides long. RefSeq names its product retinol-binding protein 4-like. The coding region runs from base 104 to 754 and encodes 216 amino acids. Gene Ontology annotation, molecular function: retinoid binding; retinol transmembrane transporter activity. Lineage: Eukaryota; Metazoa; Mollusca; Bivalvia; Ostreida; Ostreidae. The record is from RefSeq and is a predicted model, not a curated record. The transcript is spliced from 2 exons.